AUGCAAUUAGUUCAUGUACAAUUUCUUUGCUUUCAAUAUCAAGAAAUUAUUAUUUUACAUAUAUUAAAUUUAUCAAUUAUUGUUCAUGUUAUAAUUAUGAAAUAUACAAACAAGUAUAUAUUGAUACAUUGUCAACACAUUUAUAUCUCUUUAAAAUCCACUAAUUUAAAAAUUUGUUUUAAUAGUGGUUUCACAGAUGUAACAUCAUGUAUGAGUGAUGAAUCAAUAAAUAUCUUAUACAUGUCCAGAAAGAUAGUUAAAAAUGAAUCAACAAAUCAAGCAAAAUUCAAUAUUUAUAGAAAGAAAGAACCAUAUCAAAGAAUUGAAUUUAGUUUAACAAUUGAACAAUCAAAUGAAGGAAUAACAUUAAUUAAAUAA
Messenger RNA from Entamoeba dispar SAW760, 378 nucleotides. RefSeq lists its product as uncharacterized. Bases 1 to 378 code for a protein of 125 amino acids. The transcript has 3 exons. The record is from RefSeq and is a predicted model, not a curated record. Lineage: Eukaryota; Evosea; Mastigamoebida; Endamoebidae.